Protobothrops mucrosquamatus (brown spotted pit viper) is the source of this 958-nucleotide messenger RNA. RefSeq names its product signal peptidase complex subunit 1 (gene SPCS1). Gene Ontology annotation, cellular component: signal peptidase complex; endoplasmic reticulum membrane. Lineage: Eukaryota; Metazoa; Chordata; Lepidosauria; Squamata; Viperidae. The record is from RefSeq and is a predicted model, not a curated record. Bases 249 to 554 code for a protein of 101 amino acids. Gene Ontology annotation, biological process: protein targeting to ER. The transcript is spliced from 4 exons.
CGAAUCCGGUAUGCUCAAGAGCGCCCGCCUUACGGCAGAAAGCCGUCUUGAUCAAGAAGCCGGAAGCGCCCGUUGACUGUUCUUCGCUUGGCUCUCCAGCCUCCAACGACAACCCGCAGGGCGACUCUUUCCAGCCGCCGGAGAGCAAGCUUCCUCCCUGCAGAGCCGAGGAGCUUCCGCUGCCUCCCUUCCUCUCGGAAAGCGCUGACGGCUGCAGAGAUCUAGGCGCCGCUGCUCCGCCGGGCACCAUGCUCAACUUCUUCCGAUCCAUUCCGACGCAGAUGGACUACAAAGGCCAAAAACUAGCGGAGCAGAUUUUCCAAGGAGUAAUCCUUUUCUCUGCUGUGGUUGGUUUUAUUUAUGGAUAUAUUACUGAACAGUUUGGCUGGACAGUUUACAUAGUAAUGGCUGGAUUUGCUAUAUCGUGCCUGCUCACACUGCCUCCAUGGCCCAUUUACCGUCGCAAUCCUCUAAAAUGGCUCCCUGUUCAGGAAUCUGCAAUAGAUGAUAAGAAACCUGCAGACAGAAAAGUAAAGAGGCAUCCUAAAAAUUGAAAAACUACAUCUUCUGUAUGAUUUUCUGUCAUUAAAUUUGCUUUAAAAUCGAUUACUUCUUCUUUUAUUUGGUUUGAUAUUUCUGCACACAGUUGGAGAAUAAAUUCUUCCUUUUUAUUUAACUCCAUCUAUGGUAUAGUAAACUUGGUGAUUUAUUAGUAUUAAGUAAUUUAAAUAUUGGAAUACCUGCAUUUAAUAGCAGAAUUGCUUAACUCACUAUAGUUUAGUUCAGCAAUCUUUUGUAAUACAUCCUAGGAGGAUUAAGGGAGCCAUGGAAAUAAUUUUGCUAUUCCAGCUUUUGUAGCGGUUAAAAGUCUACUAUCACUAAUCAUAGAAAUCUCAAUUCUAGUCAACAAUAAAAUAGGCCAAUCUCUUUAAACCAGUCUCUUAGACAUUAUUGCAAA